AUGGUGUCUGCACGCCUACAUGACUGUUCUACCCGAGAGACAGGAUCUUCAAUCAAGAAGCGGCAAGAGUGUUAUGUGACUCUGCGGUGCCUAAUUGCCGAAAACCGGUCUCUACAUCUCGUGAAAGAGUACGAAAAGCAGAAAGUGGGCGUGCGAUCACCACAAGACCAAAAGUUCGGCUACAUCUUUGUAGAGAACAAUCUUAUGCUCAAGCAAGUUCGCAACCUUCUUUGGGAGCAACUAUUAAGUGAAUUGCCAAAGGGACAGGACGUGCCCAGUGGACCCCAUUGCUUCGACUUUCUCGACUCGAACGGGUAUCCAAUUGUUGCCAAGCAGGAGGUGCUUUUUACUGUUCUAGAUAUCGUGAACGACUACACCAUCACGAUACACACUGUAACCAGAGGCUCAGACGACCAGGUGGAUUACCGCGCUCGAGCAGAACAGCCCACGGAACUAAAAGAGAUCCCACACCUCACGGUACCCAGACGGCCCAACGCUCUCGAUCUGCCGCGAUCGAUGAAUAGAAAUAAGAAUGGGCUUAUUCACCAGCAGCCCGAGUGAGUUCAAUAAUAUUUUCCGUUUUCGCGUAUGAUUCAUCGCUUCCUUAACUCGAUUGUGUUCACCAUGGCAACAUUACACAAUAACAAAUAGGGAGGGUAAUCCUUUAUUAUGAAUCGAGCAUAAGCAGUUAGAUUCUGAAUGAACGCGGAUAAUAGGUUAGGCUAGUUUACUGUGACUUAAUAGUAGUUGUCCUAUUGCCCGCGAUAAAUGAAGGUGAGCCUUGUGCGUUAUUUGUAGUCGGAGUCGCCUAGAAGCUGGGACAACAUCUGACUAAAUACGUUCAUUACCCGAGUCAUAGUUGUAACCUUUUUGCUUAGCGCCGUAGCAAUCGACACAAUCACGAAAGAUCGUCACUUUUGAUCCAUCAGCUUGUCAAGCUUUUUGGGUGACCAGAUUUUUGAAGCGAUUGAUUUCAUUACGUGUUGUCGUAGAAUUUUGUUUAUCGCCAGCGAAAGAGCUUCGUGGUAUGGGUGAAACAUCUAUCGAGGCAAAUUUUAGUUACUAAGUUUACCUGCAAACAUCGAAUUGAACAAGGUCGUUCCUUAUAUGCAUCUAAAGAUAGUUUAAUUAGUGGCAUAUGGAUGUUUUGCAUUUGUAGACAGUUCGCUUGUAGCCGUGACGUACAAUGAAAUGGUGCACAAACCGAUUGGUUAUGAGAAAAGAGAGUAAUGGACUGAAUUUAGGGCAGUUGUGCCGUAGCUAAUUUUCUAUAGGUGACAAUGCAAACCAUUUAGUCAGACUGAAGGGAUAUAGGUUAGUUUUUUUUUCAUAUUUAAUAUGGCUUUUGUAACGCUGGAUAACAUAAGAAGAAAUUAGUAUCGUUAGUUGUAGCUGCUGUAAAUCAAGAACGAACAGCAUAAUGAAACAAAUUUACAUAUGCAAGUAGCUCGGAAUGGCAAAAAAAGGUGGUCCUAAAUGAUCUUGAACCAAGGCAUUAUUAACGCCAUGAGUAUUUUAGAUUUGCCAUAUUGUGGACCACUCAAACAUUGUUACAGCUAAGUCGAAACACGCACGCGGUAGGACACGUAGCAUAAUUUAGAAAGGUAGGUUAAUGGCAAAUAUCAGUGCUACUUCAAAUGAACAUACUUUUAAUAAAAACGAGGAUGUGUUCAAGUAGGAGUAUGAUGGUAUAUGGUAAAUCUCUAGAAUAUUCCUCUGAGAAACCCGCGCCUGCCAUGGAGUAGUAUAUACUAAUUAACAGACUACAUUAACAUGUUAAAGCUUUUAGCGACGAUCGGCAGAAUUUAUUCAUUAGAACCCACUCAUCAAGUAGCAUUCUGUAUUUACACGAUUGGAAGCCAAGCAUUGGCUUUUAUAUCCUAUAUAUGAGCAACCCUAUAAAAAUGAACAACUUUUUAACGAUUGCCUCCUACCGACGCCUUUCUUUCCGCUAUUCGCCAAUAUAAAAGGCAACUCCUCUUUGGUAAGAAGUAUUUACUAGUUAGAGGGCACACUUUUGGGUAUUACGGGAAUAAGCGCAAUCUGGUACAAGCAAAAAAGCACAGAAGAACGUAAUCAUACACCGAGAUGUAGAAUAUGAUUGCGUAACGGUCUAGGGCCGAAGCUUCUUAGACUAUCACGUAGACCUCCUAAAAGAACAGAACUGCAUCGCUGUGUGAGGAAUAUUCUGGUGGCUUAGCAUCUAACUCAAACCUUCAGUUUUCGGUUUCUGCAAUGCAGAGUGAGCAACUUAAGUUUGAAAUUGCUCUGAUGAUCUACGUAAACCCGUGGCCACGGCGAGUCCUGCGACUGUUCAAUAUGUCGAGAUAGUUCCAAUGAUCUUCUUUUGAUGGAUAUAAAGUCGUACUUAUUGAUUAACGCUAGAAGACAAUCCUAAUAUACAGCCUAAUAUACAGCAAAAGCAAGAACGAAUCUCAUCAGGAAUGAAGUGUAUCUUCGUGAUCCAAUACAAAGUUAGGCAUUAAGUUCUAUACUGAUUAGCAGUAGUGAACCCAUAGUUAGUUCAAAAUCGUUCACGAAGCAAUGAGCUAAGUAUACUAAACAUUUGAUCACCAGCUACCAUUUGACCAGUAAGCAACACGUCGACUGCUGCCAAGAAAGAAACCCUCGAAAUAGGAGCCACUGUUUGUUUUCGAAAAAUAAUUCUAAUGCUCUAUACCGAGGAUUUUCGCCAAUUAUACCUAAAAAGAUUUACCCUUGAAACUAAAGACAUUGUUUUAUUUCCAGUAUAGUUAAUUAACCUAAGGAUACUUUGGGUGAUGACGCCUAUUGAUACUUUGGGUUGCAAUAUUUGUGGCUUCGAUCGUCCUUAAGUAUUUCUGCUGAAAUGAAUUUUCACUUUUAGGAGAGUUCUAUUCUGAGGUCUAUGUUUAUGAUACAUGUACACCAAGUGAAAGCCAUCUUUAGAUUGUGCAAUGGAUAUCAUGUCUUUCCAGUAGUUUGCGCUAAGUUAAAAAAUCGCUGCAAAACAUUUGAAUUACAUUGGACUUUUGAACCUCAACUAGAUUCCUAGGUGAGUAUUGUGUAAUACUAAAUAAAAUUUCAGACGGCACAGAUUUUUCAGAAAAAUUGUUUAUUUACUUUUAAUAUACACAGAUUGAUAACUAACACACUAUACAAUAUCUGUGAACAGAACUGUGUUAUGUUUUUGUGUAUAUUUUUCUCACGUUCAGCUGCAAUUUUUUUCUUGACUAAAAAUCCUUGAUUGCAACUUAGAAUUGCCACGGAAUCUAAUGCCUUGC
Messenger RNA from Varroa destructor (honeybee mite), 3263 nucleotides. RefSeq names its product essential MCU regulator, mitochondrial-like. Gene Ontology annotation, biological process: calcium import into the mitochondrion; mitochondrial calcium ion homeostasis. Gene Ontology annotation, cellular component: uniplex complex. Lineage: Eukaryota; Metazoa; Arthropoda; Arachnida; Mesostigmata; Varroidae. The record is from RefSeq and is a predicted model, not a curated record.